Messenger RNA from Notechis scutatus (mainland tiger snake), 1480 nucleotides. RefSeq names its product short chain dehydrogenase/reductase family 39U member 1 (gene SDR39U1). The record is from RefSeq and is a predicted model, not a curated record. Lineage: Eukaryota; Metazoa; Chordata; Lepidosauria; Squamata; Elapidae.
UUCUCUCAGUUCAUUUCCGGCUGAGCUCUGCGGGCUCUCCCGGAAGAUCACUCUAUGCCUUCGUCUUGUCUCUCUUUCUCUCUGUUUGAUUCGGAGACUUCCUGCGCAUGCGCCCAGAUUCGUGUAAAACCAUGAGAGUCUUAAUCGGUGGCGGGACUGGAUUUAUUGGCCGAAACUUAAGCCGAGUGCUAAGGAGCCAAGGCCAUGAAGUCACCCUUAUUUCUCGUCAGCCUGGAAAGAACCGGUUAACCUGGGAUGAACUCUCCCGUGUAGGCCUCCCAUCCUGUGAAGGAGUGGUCAACCUGGCUGGAGUAAAUGUCCUCAAUCCUCUUCAGAGGUGGAAUGAUGCCUUCCGUCAGGAGGUCAUUUCCAGUCGAGUAGAGACCACAAAAUCCUUGGCGAAAGCCAUCAGAGAUGCUGAACACCCACCUCAGGCCUGGGUCCUUGUCACCGGCAUAGGAUUUUACCGGCCCAGCCACACCACCAAAUACACUGAAGAAAGUCCAGGUGGAGACUUCGAUUUCUUCUCUCGCUUGGUAUCCUCUUGGGAGGAAGCAGCUAAAAUUCCUAGUGAAGCCACUCGCCAAGUGGUAGUGAGAUCUGGUGCUGUGCUGGGCAAAGAUGGUGGUGCCAUUAGCCAGAUGAUAUGGCCUUUCCGCCUUGGACUGGGAGGCCCCAUUGCUUCUGGGCACCAGCAUUUCCCUUGGAUCCACGUCGUCGACUUGUCAGGAAUUGUGACCCACGCCCUGCAGAAAGAGGGCCUUAGAGGCAUUUUAAAUGGUGUGGCGCCUUCUGCCGUGGACACCACCAGCGAGGACUUUGCCCGGGCGAUGGGGUCGGUGCUUAAACGUCCCGCCUUCUUGCCUCUGCCGGGUUUUGUAGUGAAAGCCGUUUUUGGCUCUGAGCGAAGCACCAUGCUGCUCGAUGGGCAGCGGGUGCUUCCCAAGAGGACUCUGGAGAGUGGCUACACGUUUGCAUUCCCUGAUCUUUCCUCAGCUCUCCAGGAUAUUUUAGAUUGACCUGAAGAGACAUGAGGCUGCAUGUCAACGUGUUUCCGUUUUGUCUAAUACUUGCUCGGUAGGCGCAACGCUCAGUCUUGUAAAUAGGUUGGUUUGUAAUGCCGUAGCUUGUUUUUGAGCACUGGAGUUUCCAAGCCAGGAAGUUGCUCUGUUCAAAAAAGUUUGUCUUGUUUCAGAAGAAUGAAAUCUAUGUCAUGGGGGAAACGGUGCUCUAAAGAGAAGAAGAGUAGUAGUCCCGUGGAUGAUAGAUUUGUCAUCUUUUCUUCUAGAAGUUGUCUUACCGCAACUAAAUGAUUAUCGGGAUGGGCAGCAAAAUGUUAUAGUAUCUGUGAAACAAUGCAGCAAUCUUUGAAUGGAGAAUAUACCAGUGGUGGAUUCCCAUGUUGGGUGAACUUUUGAAUGUAUUUAUUUAUUUGGGGGGUGCGAUGGCUUAGAGCAGAGACCUCCAAACUUGGCAAUUU